AUGCAUGCUCCUGUGCUCGACUCAGCUUUCCACACUGCCAAGACCUCUUCAGUCAACAGAUUCAGCGGUACUGCUGUUACUGGGAUAUCCCCUGUGCGCACUAAAGCACAGGAGUUUGUAUUCAAUCGAAUGGUGGCGGAAGCGGGUCCAGCGGAGGCGGAAGAGGGUGGGAUGUUGGCGCAAACCGCAAGCGGGAUGGAGGCUGUUCGAUCGAGUGGCGGGAAAAGUGGCGAGAUUCCGGGACGUAUUUCCGAUCUGGACACCGUUUCAGACUUGGGCGGGGGGGAUUUGUCAGUGGCGGGGAAAUCACAUGAAGCAGACGCGCUGUUGAGAAUUCUCACAAGGGCUUCGCUUGGGGAGGAUGCGGUGGAGAGCGGUGUGGAGGAACAAGAUUCUUCGCUUCGGAAGAACGCUCUUUGCAGUGAGGCGAUCGAGCCGCCGUUCCGCGCGGAGGGUACCUCGUCGGGAGCGACAGCAGUGCUACCAUCGGACGGAAUUCGCGAUAGCAACGAGCAGCAGAAGCAGCAGCAGCAGCAGCAGCACGAGCCGGUGCGCGACGAUCGUGAGAAGCAACCGCCGCUGAUCCCGGGCCUAUCGGACGACGUCGCGCGGCUCUGCCUCGCGCGCCUUCCCCGCCGCAGCCACCGCUGCGCGCGCGCCGUGUGCCGCUCCUGGGCGUCGCUGCUCCGCUCGCAGGAGUUCUUCACCCUCCGCCGCACGAUAGGGCGACACGAGCAAUGGCUCAUCGUGCUCGCGGGGGGUAGAGGCAACCGUCCGUUCCGCUUAGAAGCCUUCGAUCCCUCGCUGCUGCCGCCGCCGUCCGUUCCUUCGCUCGUUAGCCUCCACCCGAUAAGGUCACACUUUUUGUGGGGGUGCCAGCUGGCGACGGUGGGUCGCGGGCGGUACGUGCUCGUGAUUGGCGGCGCGGUUGGGACGGACGCGUAUCACACGCAAAACGCGGUGUGGCGGUAUGACGGGGUGACGGGGCGAUGGUCCUCCGCGGCUCCUAUGCUGGACGCGCGGAGUAACUUCGCGUGCGGAACGUUCGGGAGGUUCGUUGUCGUCGCGGGAGGAUGGGACGCGCAGCGGGAGCCGUUGAGAUCCGCUGAGGUGUACGACUCUGAGAAGGACACGUGGCACAGGUUGAUUGGGGCUGGGGAGACGGUGAGAGGAGAGUUGAAAGGCGACGGGGAGAAGGGAGGGAGAUUGGGGCAACACGACGGGGAGCAAGAGGGGGGACGUGAGGAGGGAAGUGCGUGUGGUGUUGCGAGUGUGAGGAGAGUGUUGGGGAGCUUUGGCAGCACAACCACGGAUAGUCGCACAGGCAGUUGCGAAGAGCAGACGAAGCAGGAGCAGCCGGAGGAGCAAGAGGGGCGUGAGGGCACUGAGGGCAAAAAGGAGAGGAAAGGAGAGGAACAGCAGCAGGAACAGCAGCAGCAGGAGCAGGAGCAGCAGCAGCAGCAGGAGAGGCACGCCCUUGGUUCCGACGGGUCUCUCUCCUGGUCAAUCAUGGAGGCAGCAUGGCUGCUCGUGUCCCUACCAGGCUCCCUCGCAGUCGUAGAAAAUCGCCUCUUUGCCGUAGCAGACAUAGGCUCAUCACUCCGGGAAUUUGACCCGGAAACAACUACGUGGUGGGAUGUGCUCCAGGUGCCGUAUCCCCAGAAGGGGUUUCGGCUGCUAGCGCUGAACCAGGGGCUGCUGCUGUUGGGGGUGUAUGGUGGGCACUGGCUGAUUCCGCAGAAGCUGCCGCUGGGUCAGGGGUUGAGUGCGGCUGCGCGGGCGGAUGGGGCGGUGCGGAGCGGUGUGGAGGCGCGGCGGCAGCGGCAGGCGGUGCACUGGGAUGGGCUGUCGCUGCUGCACACUGAUGCUCUUGCCUGGGCUACUCUCACUCUCUGA
Messenger RNA from Closterium sp. Naga37s-1, 1896 nucleotides. The record is from the annotation of a GenBank genome assembly. NCBI's taxonomy places the organism in Eukaryota, Viridiplantae, Streptophyta, Zygnematophyceae, Desmidiales, Closteriaceae.